AGUUGGGAGGACACACACACACACACACACACACUUAUAUUGGGUGCACGCGCGCGCCUGGUCAGUCCUCACACAUCAGCCGUGCAAACACCACGUCUCCGUCCCUCGUCUGUGCCUUGAACCACCGCCACUACCAUGUCCACCACCACCACCACCAAGACCACCAAGACCCUCAGCGUGGUGAAGAGAGAGUCUUUCUUCGAUGACUCCUUCUUCACGGACCAGUGGGAGGACUUCGACAAGGCCGUUCAGUCCGUCCUUGACAAGUUUGACGACUCUGGGCUUAAGGUGGACGUGGGUUCUCGCUCCCACUGCCGCGAUGUUUACUCCAAGAUACGCAGCAGCAAGAUAGACGAGGACCUGUACGCCUCCCAGGCCCUUCAGAUCACCGAGAAGGAUGGCAAGUUCCAGGCUGUAAUGGACGUCAAGGACUUCUCCCCUAGUGAUCUGCAGGUGCGCGUGGUGGAAGACCGCGUCGUGGUGGAAGGAAAGUACAUUAAGAAAUCGGAGGACGGCUCAUCGAUGUCUUCAAAGUCUUUCUACAAGGAAUUCACAAUGCCCAACACAGCUGACAUCGACUCAGUGUCCACCGCGCUGUCCAAGGAUGGUGUGCUGACCGUGCGCGCGCCCAAGAGGGAGGGAGGCGCGGCCACGCCCUCCGGAGCCCUGUCCACUUCCGUGCAGCAGCAGAGCCAGUCUUCAGUGCAGCAGUCCUCCUCCUCCACCUCCUCCUCCUCCGUCCAGCAGACCUCCAGCAGUGUCAAGAAGGUGUCCAUGUCCUCUUCCUCAACCUUUUCCUCCACUUCCUCCUCCAACUUCUCAAACAUGGACUCCUUUGAUGAUAUGGCCAAGGACAUGCAGGACCGCCUCGUCUUCUCCCAUGACAACGUGAACCUCAAACUCCCUGGCACUCAGUAGAAGAUUCCCUAGAUCCCUAAAAAGUUCCCUAGAAAUAUCCCUGAAUUUUUCCCCAGACGUCUCCCCCUUUUAAGACAAAUUAUGCUUGUUUUAAUACAUACCUAAGUGUAUAUCAUUAUGUAUAGACAUGCGAUACUUAUGUAGGAUUUGUGUUUGUACGUUAUGCACACACACACACACACACACACUAUUAAUUCUUACGUACACGACUUCUUAUAGUUAAAACACACCUCCUCCACCUCCUCUUCCACAUGUCAUCACCACUUUCUCCACCCUCACCUCACCACCACCAUCACCACCACCACACCUACCACCACCACCACCACCUCCUAUACACUCGGAUCCUUCAAAAGACACUAAUCCUUUCAUAGAGAUUUGAAUUCCCUUUAAAGACAAUCCGAUCCCUUUAAAGAGUGUUGAAUCCCUUAUGACUGAAUUUAAUGGUUUUGAAGGGGAUUUCAGGCCUUAGAGGUUAUUGAGAGAAAGGAGGGCUUGCUCAUCUUAUCUACCUAUACUUUUUAGAAUAUAGUAGUGGUGUUCAGGUAUACAGGUGCCCUCUGCCUGUAUAUUGUUGCUACCUGGACUCCAUCACCUGUAUACCUGUUUAAUUAAUUGUCUGUUUUUUGUCCCUGUUAAACUGCCUGCUUUUUAAUUAUCCUGAUGAAAAAAUUGGCUUAUCUAUUUAAUGGUCUUAUGAAAUUAAUGACAAACUAUUGUUCAAAUCAAUUAUUCGUUAAAGGUUAUCAUUAUCAAAUUUACCUGUUACUAUUAUAAAUUCAAUAUGUUUAACUAUUACAAAUUCAAGUAUCUGUUUAACCACUGCUAUUAUAAAUUCAAAUAUGUUUAACUACUACUAUUACAAGUUCAAAUAUCUGUUUAACUACUGCUAUUAUAAAUUCAAAUAUCUGUUUAACUACUACUAUUACAAAUUCACAUAUGUUUAACCAUUAUCACUGUUACAAAAUUGCCUUGUUUAAUUAUUACCAUUACAAAAUAGACGGUUACCUAUUACUACUACACAACUGCCUCCUCGACUACCCAUUACUGUUACAAUCACCAACUGAACUAAUAGAAUCAAAAUAACCUUUACAACAAUUACCUUUACCAAAUCAAUUAUCUGUUUAACUAUUACCAUUAAAACUACCUGUAAUUAUCAAUUCUUUCACUAGAACCUGUACAAGUAUUUUUUAAAUAUUCCUAUAAAUAAAGUGCCCUGAAGUGCCUUAAAGUACCCUAAAGUACCCUAAACUCUCCCUAAAGUACCCUAAAGUACCCUAAACUCUCCCUAAAGUACCCUAAAGUACCCUAAACUCUCCCUAAAGUACCCUGAAGGACCCAAACUCAACCUAAAGUACCUUAAAGGACCUAAACUCUCCCUAAAGUACCCUAAAGGACCUAAACUCUCCCUAAAAUACCCUAAAGGACCUAAAACUCUCCCUAAAGUACCCUAAAGUGCCUAAAGUCUCCCACGAAUGUCCCUUACAGCGCCGCGUGUCCCUAAUGUGUCGUAAAAUACCACCACAGUGCCCUAAAGUCCCCUAAAUUACCUACACUGCCCUAGAGUACCCUGAAAUGCUCUUAAGUACCUUAAAUAUCUUUAAAUGCCCUAAGUACUCAGUAAUACCUUCAAUUGCCCUAAAAUAUCCGGUAAACUACCCCUAAAUUACCCUAAACUACACUAAAUUACCCUAAACUACCCUAAAUUAUCCUAAACUACCCUGAAGACUCCCGCUCGCUCAGCCACGAUGCAACGACUCUUGUAAUUAAAACACGAUAAAAGAUUAAAUCCAUGAAAGAA
Scylla paramamosain (green mud crab) is the source of this 2716-nucleotide messenger RNA. Its product is annotated as protein lethal(2)essential for life-like. The coding region runs from base 136 to 918 and encodes 260 amino acids. NCBI's taxonomy places the organism in Eukaryota, Metazoa, Arthropoda, Malacostraca, Decapoda, Portunidae. The transcript has 7 exons. The record is from RefSeq and is a predicted model, not a curated record.